AUGAGAAGUACAUUGGUUUAUAUUUUAAUAAAAUGUGCUUUUAUUGGCAGUUUUGCGAAAAAUGACGGAAUUACAUCGGGGAGAAGCCAGGUCACUCUCACUAAUCAAUAUUUUGAAAAAGAAGCCAAAAAUGAUAUUGAACACGUUCUAUCAGCUGGCAAAGAUGCUGAAAAUCAUAUAUUUGAAGAUGAAUAUGAUGAUUACGAAAAAGCAGCAAAAACAUACACACCUCAAAGCAAUUAUCGAAAGCCAGACGUAAUUUUAGAUAAUUUACAGGAAAUGCUAAAACAUCUGCAAUUACAAAAACGUGUUCGUACACCCCUUAUACUGCAUAAACUUAACAAAAGAUACCUCAGAAAGGAAAAUAAAGCAGAUUCGUUGAAUUCCGUUGAUACUAAUCGAUUGAUCGAAGCUAUGGAAAAACUAGUGAAUUCCGAGAACACCAAGUCUUUAAGAAAUUCAAAAGAUUUUGCUAAUAAUAAAAAAUAUUCUUUUAACAAGAAACAUUUAAGAUAUGCAGUGGAUGAUGCGGUUGAAACACCUGACGACCAUCCUGUAUUAAAAAUUUCUGAAGACAAGUAUAAUGCAAAGAAAUAUUCAGCCGAUAGAGAUGCAACAAAUGAUUCAGAUAAUACCGAUGACAAAAAAGAGGAAAAGCAAAGGCUUGAGAAGAAAUCCAGUCAUUUAAAAACUCUCUAUAAAUUGAGUAAACAAUUUGAACAUUUGCGUAAACAUAGUGACAAUAAACUUCAAAGUAAACCUAAAUCAUUUAAGGAUUUGAGAAGCAAUUCGAAAUUUUUGGACAUCAACAAGAAAGACCAACAACGAUUUAUGAAUUUGCUUAAAAAAAUAAUUAAAGUUAAAGGAAACUUAAGGAAUUUGCCUAAAACCUCAACUUACAACGAGAAACAACAAUCAAUUUUGCGCCGAUUGGGGGAUGCGCAAGACCGCCCCGCCAAACGAUAUAAAAGAUCCACAGAAGCAGGCUACACCCAAAACCCAGACACUUGCAAAACAUACAACGAUAACCUUGCACAACUGUGGAGCAACUUAUCAAAGCACCUUAACAUCACUGAACAACCCAACGAGAAGGCAUUACACAACAUAGCCAUCAUCAUACAAGCCUACUUGGAACAUCAGAACGCUAAACCGUCACCCGACAAUUACAAAGUCAAACAUGAAAGUAGGGACAAAAUAGGUAACGUUAUUGCCAAAAUUAGGAAACAGAUAGUUAAGGAUGAAGCUGAUACUGAUAAAAUAACACUAACAAUUACGAGUAACCUUGAGCCACGCUAUGAGGACAGCAAUAACGAAGACUGUGCACAAAUCAAUGAAGAAUACCUUAGAUUGUCAAUCGACAUACUGUAUAAAAGCUAUUUGGAAAAUACUGUUAAAUGUCUAGACGAUGAAGAUACAAUAGCCCAAGACAGUGAAUUCGGACGACGAAAACAGUCUGGAAGAGAUUUAGUAAUCAAUCACCCGCCUCUAGUAGACAUUGAGGAAAAUCCUGAUAUUAAAAACAUACUCAUUGAAGAUGAAUUAUACAAUGACUACCACAAAGGAAAAGUUCCAAGACAACUACCGAAUUCAAACAAAAACAGAAGAGUUAUAGAAAGAAGAAAAGAAAAUAAAAACGAUACAUCUCAUUCCAUACGCAGUUCAGAAAAUCAGAAGGCAGAAGAUAAAUUAAACCUACGUUCGAAAUCAACUCGAAAGCCUGCCACUAGGAAACUCAGUAGGAGUAGAUGUCAAAUGUCUGCUAUACGUAAAUUAUUGAUAUCACUGAGACCAGUCUUAGAACGAUUUAUGGGACUCCAGGAGUGUAAAGUUGAUAACACGAUGAGAUCAUUAAAUGAUGAUAAUAGACCAAAUAAUCGUUAUUAUUUACAUGCUUCUAAUUUUAUUCCUUCAGAAGACAGUCAAACUCAUAUCCAGGGUAUAGGUAGAAGUAAAUUAACGAGGAAAAACACAGAAGGUAGUAUACGUAAAUCACUAGUACACAAGAGUCAUGACACGGGGCAUGAAAAUGACAGAAAUGCACUUCGGCAUGAUACAAAAUUUGGCACUUCUUCCCAGAAAUAUAGACUAAGUCGAGUCAGAAAUAGACAUUCUGCAACACCUACAAUUGCCAAAAAUACCGAUAACCGAAAAUUACAAUCUGAUAUUAGUAAGGCAAAUGUUAACGAUGAAUACAACACGUACUAUGAACAAUAUUAUCAGUCAGUGCCGAUGUAUAACAAUUACGAUGCAACUUACAAAACAGAUAAUAAAAAUGCAUACCCAAUUAUGAUUAACCCCGAAGAGAUAUUAUCUUUUAAUAAUAAUGAUGAUGAUGAUAAAAUGACUGUAAGAACAAAACUCAUCAACAAAGAAAAAGGACAGAGAGGCGUAAAAGUCGAUUAUGAAGACUAUAUUUUAGAAUACGACUAUAUCCCCGUGACGGGAGAACCAUUAAGUGAUUUGGAUGAGUAUAAAGAAUACGCUCAAAACAUCGAUGCAAAAAGUAAAAUACAUGCCAAUAGAUAUGAAAGUAUGACGGAUUUUCUUAAGAGGGCACGUGACAGAUCACUUCAGGCGCCGGAAUUUGUUAUACCUUUUGCUCUAAAUACUAAUAAAGGGUACGUAGAACUGACACAUCUUGUAAAAUAUCCCAAAAUCCUUGUAUACCGUCCUCAGUUUAUAGUCAAAAACACUAUGCCAUACGACGAUUUCCUAAGGUCAAUGCACAGUUUUAAUCUGACUGGUGACGACACUCGUCUUUUGAAGAUAGUAAGGUAUUUGCCUGAUAACCGUGUUCAAGUACUAUUUGAGUCUGCAGAUUUUGAUACUCCAUUUGAGGUUCAAGAUCUUACCAGGGAAAAUAGAAAGAUCCGUUCAUCAGAUACUCUUAAAGCUUAUCGAUCACAAAAUUAUAAAGAUGAGGCUAAUGUAAAUGCUAAUGCAGAAUUUACUAAUGACGAAAGAAAAGAGAUCACCCCUACAUCUACAUCGAUAUUUUCAUCGUUUUUGCGCGAUAGCACUGGUGACAAGCUUGACGAGUCAGACAGGCAUGGCAAUAAGGAAUAUUUAUCGUCAAAUUCAGAUUCAAAGUCAAUAAGUUAUUCAUCCUCAAAUUCUGAAUCUAACGCCAAUCCCAUAUUUCGCAAUUCAAUGUUUUCGUUUUUGCGCGAUAGCAUUGGUGACAAGCUUGACGAGUCAGACAGGCAUGGCAGUAAGGAAUACUUAUCGUCAAGUUCAGAUUCAAAGUCAAUAAGUUAUUCAUCCUCAAAUUCUGAAUCUAACGCUAAUUCCAUAAGUCGCAGUUCAAUGUUCACUUCGUCUCCAACCAGUUCAAGUAUACCAUCUUCAAUUUUAGGCUUGGAUACUUUUAGUCGUGAGAGUUCAGAUUUUAGUUCCAGUAGUAAUCUAGAUUCAAAUUCAGGUUCCAUGAACCGCUUUGGUUUUUAUUUUAAUGCAGUAGCCAGGCCCGAAAUAAGCUCAACAACUCAAAGUUCUUCUUCACAAAAACCUCAAACAGAAUAUACUUACAACCCUGUACCUAUCAUUAACACUGGCUCGUCUAACACGAACCCAUUAACAUCUAUACUAUCAGAAUUUGAAUCAGCUUCAGACAUACCAAUUAAUGACCUAACGGGAAUUAAGAAAUUGCUUUCUCCAUCAUUUAAUUCCAAUCUUGUCUCUUGGUGGAAAACGUGGAAGGAUAAAGUUAUGAAGGAAAUGAAGAAAAUACUCGGGAAGGUGGAUUCUCUUGGAAACAAGUUGAAGUAUAUAGUUAAAGAAGCGGCCAACCCGACGCCAGACAAGAUACUUGAUGCUGUAUUUUAAAUUAUUUUAUACUGCAUUGGGUGGAGAGAAUGAUUUCACACUAAUGCGAUAAUUUUUCAUCAUCACAACAGCCAUUU
Molecule: messenger RNA, 3902 nt
Organism: Helicoverpa zea (corn earworm)
Lineage: Eukaryota; Metazoa; Arthropoda; Insecta; Lepidoptera; Noctuidae
Exons: 5
Coding region: 1-3825 (1274 amino acids)
Source: RefSeq, a predicted model, not a curated record